Trypanosoma cruzi is the source of this 795-nucleotide messenger RNA. RefSeq names its product replication Factor A 28 kDa subunit, putative. NCBI's taxonomy places the organism in Eukaryota, Euglenozoa, Kinetoplastea, Trypanosomatida, Trypanosomatidae. Gene Ontology annotation, biological process: DNA replication; double-strand break repair via homologous recombination; nucleotide-excision repair. Gene Ontology annotation, cellular component: site of double-strand break; nucleus; chromosome, telomeric region. The coding region runs from base 1 to 795 and encodes 264 amino acids. The transcript has a single exon. Gene Ontology annotation, molecular function: DNA binding. The record is from RefSeq and is a predicted model, not a curated record.
AUGAACCUAAACGCAUAUGGAUUUUCCGGCCAGACCGCCAGUAACGCCGGUAACGGCGCCGUCGGGGCGGCGGCCGGCAGCAAUCAACCGCAGCGUCGUAUGCACCCUAUCCGCCCGGUGACUAUAAAACAGCUGCUGGAGGCGCAGCGUGUCGGUGAGGGUGUGAUGGUUGUCGACGGCCGCGAGGUCACGCAGGCGACUGUCGUUGGUCGUGUGAUCGGCUACGAGGACGACACGACCAACCGAGUUACCGGCGCCCUCACCGCGAAGCACUACGGUUAUCGUAUCACCGACGGCACUGGUCUUGUUGUGGUGCGUCAGUGGAUGGACGCGGAUCAUCAGGAGGAGCCCCUUCCCGUGCAGUGCUACGUGCGGGCCUCUGGCACCGUCAAGGUGUGGCAGAACGCCCCCAUCGUGACCGGCACCGUGCGCCUUGUCUCCGAUUGCAACGAACUCAACUACCACUACCUCGAUGUCAUUCUCACACACCUGCGACUGACGAGGGGCGACAAACACGCGAAGGAAGAAGGCGCGGUCCCGGCUGUUAGCAACACGGCGAGCACGCUAGGGGUACAAAAUAUGCUGCCGGGUGGCGGGGGCAAAGUUUUCGCAACGGACGUGCUUCUGAACGCGAUCAAACAAAACGCGCGGGGUGAUGCGGGGCUCUCAAUGGAUGAACUUGCCGCUGCGGCACGGCAGUAUGGGUUUAGCGUCAAUGAUGUCCGUGUUGCGUUGAGGACACUGGCGGCGGAGGGAAGCGUGUACCAGACGCACGACAACAGGUUUAAUAUUUAG